This is a messenger RNA of Boleophthalmus pectinirostris (great blue-spotted mudskipper), 903 nucleotides long. RefSeq names its product G-protein coupled receptor 183-like. Gene Ontology annotation, biological process: G protein-coupled receptor signaling pathway. NCBI's taxonomy places the organism in Eukaryota, Metazoa, Chordata, Actinopteri, Gobiiformes, Gobiidae. The record is from RefSeq and is a predicted model, not a curated record. Gene Ontology annotation, cellular component: membrane. The transcript has 2 exons. Gene Ontology annotation, molecular function: G protein-coupled receptor activity. Bases 1 to 903 code for a protein of 300 amino acids.
AUGCUCCACAACUCCACAGUCCCUCUGUCGGUUGACUUCGACACGCCCGGGGAUUUCUUCAUCUUCAUCUUCCACAUUGUGUUUGCCACGUGCGCAGUACUCGUGGCGGGCUCGGUUGUUAUUGGGAUCUCAUGCACUCGAUCGUUGCGAGUUCAGAACCGAUUUGUGUUCAUGCUUAAUACGAGUAUCAGUGACACGCUCACGGGGUUUUCUGUAUACUAUUUAGGUCUAUUUGAUGUGCAGGAAGGAUACCCGUCAAGAAAUGGCACCUAUUACAUCCUCCCCUCGUUUCUAGGCGUUAACGUGCUGACAUUUCUCUUCGCACAAUUCGAUCGGUAUUUUGCGGUGUGCCAUCCCUUUUUCUACAACCGCUUCAUCUCCAGAUCCGUGGUCAUUGGUAUCUGUGUUUUCUGUUGGGUUUACACGUACACAAUUCUUACUGUGCAAAACAUGGUGCCCAUUUCCAAGGCUGCACAGAUUAACGCGUUUGGAGUCAUGACCUUUCAGAUUAUAGUGCUAGUGAAAGUUCUCAUGACAGUUAAAUUGUAUAUCAUAGCUAGAGGUCAUCUGAUUAGAGAGGUACCCAGCGCAGAGCGGGAUAAGAGAGAGUCUUUGCGCAUCAUAGUAUUUGUCGUCAUUUGCUUUUUGGCAUUGUGGUGCCCCUCUUUUGUCAACAUUAUCGUGCGACAACUGACGCGCCAGGGACUCCGCUUCAGGAACGAGGCCACCAAUGUGUUUGCUAUUAUGGCCCGGCUUAAUGCGCUCGUCACACCGGCACUGUACAUCUGGGGCAGUCCAGCACUGCGCAAUUCUGUCUGGCACAUUGUGUGGCGCAAGGUCUGCCCUUGUCCCAAGAAAAGGGUUGGAUUCAAGUCGGACGAACCAAACGAACGCGCACAGUGA